CGCAUGCGCUGCUGCCUUCGCGGAAGCUUCAAGCUUUGAAGAUUCUCCUCUUUAGAACUUGAAUUUUCACGCCGUGCUCGGAUUUUUCACGUCCAAGAAUUCAAAGUCCCACCCGAACCAAAGCACAUUUGCUCGUUUUUGUCCUUAAAAGAGCCACGCAGUUUUCGUAAACCUCUUUAGAAAGUCGCGGCCGCGGCGUCCUCGAACGCAGCAGCCAAUCACGCCGGCCCCUCAGCUGGGUAAACUUUCCUCGUUCUUUUUCAUUCUUUUUCUUUUGAAAGUCGCCUUUAACUGCAAGUAAAACCACUUUUGGGGAAGUUGACGCCAUGGGCAGCGGCCACAGCAAGGAGAAGAAAAGCAAGAAAGACGCCGGACGGCAGGAUGGAGCCAAGCGCACGCGACGAGGCAAGGCCGUGGCGGAGAAGCGUUUGGCGAGCUUGGAAGGGCAGCUGAGGAUCCUGAAGGAAGCGCUCUCGGCCGGCGCCGAGAUGGCCGAGCUCCUCAAGGAGCACGCCGACGAGGAAACGUGCGAGCUGGUGCUCGCCAUCGUCGACAAGGUCAAGACGGAGACGAGCGCCCGCCUCGACUCCGUUCAUCGACAACAACGACAACAAACGGCGCUACGGCACCAGCAACAACUGAAUGAGGUGGAGCAAUCUCACGAGGAGGUCAAAGUUCAGCUGACAGAAUCGUUUCAGAACAGUGAGAACGCAUUGAAGGCGGAGGUGAGCCGCUUAAAAGCAGAGCUGGAGCAUUACGAGCACCUCAAGAGGCGUGUCCAAGAGUCCACCUUCAAGCGCGAUCUCCUCCGCAACAUUCAGGCCCACGGCAGUCCGGGUGCAUUCUGGGAGUCGGAGCAGGAGUCUUUGCUGUUCGUCAUCGAGAUGAAGAGCGAACGCCUCCGAGAGCUGAACGCCGACGUGCGACGGACGGAACAACUGGCGGAGGAGAAGUCGUGCGUGGAGGACCGACUGGUGCAAACCUCGCGGGAGAACGAAGACUUGAAAGUACGGGUGGACAAAAGUCAAAGUGUCCUGCAGCGCGUGUGUGCGGAACGCGACGAUGCGCUCGCGUCCUGCGAGCGUCAGCGUUUGCUGAACGAGGCCUUGACGCGGGAGAAAGAGCAGCUGCUCUUCAAACUCCGCCGCUAUCCAAACCCGGGGGACGCCGAGUCACGUGACCGUGACGUCGUUCCCAUCGUGGGCGUGUCUAAAUGAGUGACAGUGAGUGUACUGACACUGUUAGCGUGUUAGCAUGUAGCUUCAUUUGAAGCUUUGUUUUACAGAGAGAAUUUCCUGUCAAUGUUUAUUUUGCUGUUUAUUUUUUUAUGUAUGAACCAGGUCAUUUGUAUAGAGGUUCAGGUGUGCCAAAAAUGAAAUUAUACUCAUAAAUAUUAAUAAUAAAUCACGGAAUAAAUGACACAAACAUUGAAAUAGAUGAGUAAUGAAUGAAAAAAAUGUGUAUAUAUCAAUGAAAAUUGGUGAAUAAUGUUGAAAUUAAAGCGGCAACAUCCAUAAAAAUUGGAUUAAAUUCUGAAAUAAUAUUUUAUGAUGUAGUUUUUUGAUUUUUGAGACACCUGUACUUGCCUUUUUUUUUUUUUUUUGGACAGUUCUUGUCUUGCACUCGCACUUUUUUUUUUCUCAUGAAUGUCUACUUUUGAUUUGGUUUUGUACAAACUAAACUUUAUUUUUGACUUUG
Corythoichthys intestinalis (scribbled pipefish) is the source of this 1698-nucleotide messenger RNA. RefSeq names its product coiled-coil domain containing 69 (gene ccdc69). The transcript has 9 exons. Gene Ontology annotation, molecular function: microtubule binding. Gene Ontology annotation, cellular component: nucleus; cytoplasm. The coding region runs from base 327 to 1217 and encodes 296 amino acids. NCBI's taxonomy places the organism in Eukaryota, Metazoa, Chordata, Actinopteri, Syngnathiformes, Syngnathidae. The record is from RefSeq and is a predicted model, not a curated record.